AGAGAAGUUGGUUGGCCAUUCAGGGCGUACACGUACACGUGCACAUAUAAAUUACCUUAAAAUUCUAAUUUCGUCUUCAUAUCGAGCUUUUGAAACAUCAUUUCACUCUAUUAAGUUGUCUAUUAACGUUCAGCUGAUCUUUGAGCAGAAGCAGUCAUGCCGCUUUCAUGUCGAUUCUACGAGCAGCUCUACCCGGCCGUAGAGGAUGUUGUGAUGGUGAAGGUGCGUUCUAUCGCAGAGAUGGGGGCGUAUGUCCACCUCCUAGAGUACAACAAGAUUGAAGGGAUGAUCUUGCUUAGUGAACUGUCGAGAAGGCGUAUCCGCUCAAUCAACAAACUCAUCAGAGUGGAUAGGGACGAGUGUGUCGUGGUCAUCAGGGUGGAUGAAGAAAAAGGUUACAUUGAUUUAUCGAAGAGGAGAGUAUCGCCAGAAGAAAUUAAAAAGUGCGAGCAGAAAUAUGCAGCAGCCAAAGCAGUUAAUAGUAUCCUGAGGCAUGUAGGUGAGAUCCUUGGCUACACAAGCAACUCACAACUAGAGGAACUCUAUUCCAAGACAGCAUGGUACUUCGAUCAGAAGUAUAAAUCCGUUGGUGACGGAGCAUAUAGAGCCUUCAAGCUGUGUGUAAAAGAACCAGAAAUCUUGAAUGAGUGUAAUCUAGAUGAGAGGACACAUAAAGUUCUACAGGAGAACAUUGAAAGGAAACUCACACCCCAAGCAGUCAAAAUUAGAUCAGAUAUUGAAGUGGCAUGUUACGGCUAUGAUGGUAUCGACGCAGUUAAGGAUGCCCUUACGAAAGGCCUUGAUCUGUCUUCGGAAGAGAUGCCUAUAAAGAUUAACCUGAUAGCUCCACCCCAGUAUGUGGUCACUACUCAGACGUUACAAAGAGAAGACGGUGUGAAUAAACUGAAAGAAGCAAUCGAUGCAAUACAGGAAAGCAUCAUCAAGAGUGGAGGAGUCUUCAAGGUUAUGAUGGCGCCUAAGGUAGUCACAGACACAGAGGAACAAGAGCUUGCCAGACACCUGGAGAAUCUGGAGAAAGCAAACGCAGAGGUCGACGGAGACGACGACGGAGAGGAAAUCGGGAACGAGGAAGACUAACUAGCAAGUGAACGUAGUUAGCCGGUUAAAUUCAAUCCUCAUUUAUUUAUAAUAUAUGCGAGAGUAAGAGCUGGAAAGAUACCUCAAUGAUAGUCGUGGUUUCACUGUUUGUGGGAUAACACAGCACCUUUCCCGGUCCCCAAUUGCUAGGUCUAUGCAGAGAUUUGUGUGUUUCAUAAUACAUGCGCCACCCAGUUCAUUGUCACGAACGUCCUUCUUUUCCGUGUUGGUCAAAAACUAUUUUCUUGAUAGCAUUCCCCGCGAGUGAGAAUUGAAAAUUCAAGAAAUAUUUAACUGAACGAUGAAUCUUCAAGUGCGUGAAAUAAUCCAUAUCAAUCAAGAACUACAAGUGCAGUGUUUAUAAAGUGAGGUUCGUAAUAACCUUGAAAGCGAAAGAUGGUGGUUGAUGCAUGGUGUUGUCACGCGAUCUUUUGGGGUUAACGCGAAGGAGGGAUGUCGCAAAGGCGCAGCUUGUGCGCAUGUGGUAUGAAAUGCACAGAUGGAAGAAUUGGAAAGGCGAAGAUGCUGACCUGCAUUCCAUCUCAUGCCUUACUUAACUCGCAAUUUUGUUGAGGUACUUAACCCACUGACUUCUUGAUUCUAAUACUGUCAUAGGCUUUGCACAGGGACCAGCUAUUUCUAGUGGUGGGAGGUUAAGGAUACAUGUAGAUCGCAGCCCUGGUAGAUCGGUGUUCUAUCUAGACCCAUUUUAGCGGUGGUUGCUAUUUCAUGCCAUUACAAGGUUUUUUCAGGCCAAGUAUGUGUUCUUAAAGCCAAAAAGUAAAGGAACAUUAGCAGAUCUUUGAAAAUAAACUUAUGUUUCUCAAAUAUAAGAAUGUUUAAUGUAAAUUAUGCAAAUAAAACAAGAUUUAAGAUGGAAAUGAACGCAAGUGCAAUUCCUUGUGGCAGAGUUGGUUUUGAAACAUUCAUUUGGAAUUAGUAAUGGACGGAAGCAGUGUUUUUCAUGUGCUGGUUAGACCCGACCGCUACUGUCCACUGUAGCUAUAACACUGAUGGAGAUGUUUGUUCAGUCCUUUAGAAAUAAAACAAUGAAGCGGUUAACAGUUUAUUUUUUAUAGCACUGGGCGUAUUUGUGACCAUUUUAGAUUUAAAAAAAAAAUCAUUCUGUAGUUGGUGUAUGAUACAUUCUUCUUGGUGAAUUACCAAUUGGUCUAAUUGUACCCGCUUUAAUCUUCUUUUUGUUAGGUUUUGUCUCUCAUGAUUUAAUCCUACUUCCAGUGUGUUGACUUAUCAUUUCAUCUUCAAUGUAAUUGCCAUGAAGCCCAUUAUGCAUUUUCUCAAAUUUCCACUUGUUCCUUAAUACCUUUGUCUAUUGUCCACUUGGUCAAUCACCACUUAGUCUAUAUAUUGUUAAAUGAACUAUUUUGUUUAUGAAACUAAUUUUCAUUCUAUAAUUAAAAGUGUAUACCUGUGCCGUCUUGGCUCUUUUGACCAUGUGGAUUUACAUUAUCCAUGUGCCACGGAAGCCAAUUUUGGAUGUAUGAGGUAUAGUUAGCCCAUGUAAGUUUUGAUAAUAUGGUGAGGUUUAUCAAAAUAUUGUGAUGUGAUUGCAGUACAUGUACAUCCACAGAAUGGUUGCUUUUAAAUCAUACAAGUGUUACGUUUGUGAAAGUAUUUGAUUUAUUUCUUGUGAUAGUCGGGUUUCAUGUCUUGCUCAUUUAAAUACAUUUUGUCUCCAUUUCAGUUCAUAAUCUUUGCUAGCAUGCAUGGCGGAGCUUCUGUAGAAUGGCAGAGUUUUUAUAUUCCCAAUUGUCACUUUGUAGUUUUCCUGAUAAUUGGGGUUUUCCCCCCAUUUCUCCUAUGCAGAUUAAAUCUAUAUUUCAUUGCUAUCUGUAUAAAUUCUGAAAAUACACUGUUAGUACAUGUAUGUAUUGAUUCCUUCUUUUUUUUUUAAAGUAGAAUUACACAUAUCUUCAAAUAUUCAUUUUGAAAAAUUGUAUUUCGAAUAUUUCCAAAGCAUUUCAGUCAGCAAUCUCAUUGCAAACGCUGGAUCAUGGAAGAGAACUCUACUGCCCAGUCUCAUGUUUAUGUACUAUUGUAGCUCUGGUUGAUUUAGAGUUCUCACCUGUUAAUAUCAUGUACAAUUUACAUCAAUAAAUUAAAUCGUACAUCAAUGAAAUAGGGUUAGAUGUACUUCGAGGAAACGGUGGGUUUUCGUCCUUUCAGAUUUCUCAAUAGGAAAUUGUACAUGUAACAGCUAUCAAAUAGCAACAUUUUUCCAUUUUGCACAGAUAUGCUUUACUGAGUAGUAUAUGGCAAUCCCUCUAAUUGUAAACACUGAUUCAAUAAUGAUUUUUGGAGUUGAUUCAAUAGUAACCCUUUCUGCAACUGGUCCCUUGCAAAAAUCGAAUGACUUGUUUUUCUUUACUAGGCUUAAGAAUAGUCUAAAAAUCAUUCACAAAAUGUUGUUUACAAUCUUAAUUCCUCGUUCUGUGUGGGUGUUGCAUAGUAACGAACGACAUUACAAACAACUGGUGUCCCUCAAGAACAAAAUCAAUGCCAACGUAAUGGUGUGUACAUUAGAUUACAUUACAUUAUAAGAAAGGCUAACUACUUGUUUGUAAAGUGGUUUGCAACUUACGAACAGCUUUAUGAACCCCACCCACCGGAUUGGUGUUUCUUAAAGUUAUGCGUGACUUUAUGAACGACUGGAACGUUAUCUCCAGUGCUAACUCAAUUGCGGAGGGAUAUGUCUCUUAGCAAAAAGAAAGGUUCACCAGUCGUGCGUAAAGCCAUUCAUAACUUACAAAUGGCUUGUGAAAUACUCACCUGGGGGCGGACUUUACGAAAAACUGGUGAUAAUUUCUUGUGGUAAAUGAUAUUUUACAAUUGAAAUUGGUGAUUAUUUAACGCGUAAGAAAGGAUCACCAGUCGUUUUUGAAGUCGCUCUGAACGUACAAACAGCUUUGUGAAACACCCACCAGGCCAGAAAUAUAAAUGUUCAUGAUGGAUGUCCACAUGUACUGUGUAAUUAUGUAUAGUUGUGAAAAUACAAACAUGUACUGUUUGGCAAACAACAAACAAAAUAAAGAAGGCACUAUAAUAGUGUCAACAUAUUUGUACAGA
Molecule: messenger RNA, 4185 nt
Organism: Lytechinus variegatus (green sea urchin)
Lineage: Eukaryota; Metazoa; Echinodermata; Echinoidea; Temnopleuroida; Toxopneustidae
Product: eukaryotic translation initiation factor 2 subunit 1-like
Exons: 8
Coding region: 157-1098 (313 amino acids)
Cellular component (GO): multi-eIF complex; eukaryotic translation initiation factor 2 complex; eukaryotic translation initiation factor 2B complex
Molecular function (GO): ribosome binding; RNA binding; translation initiation factor activity
Source: RefSeq, a predicted model, not a curated record